Messenger RNA from Rangifer tarandus platyrhynchus (Svalbard reindeer), 672 nucleotides. Lineage: Eukaryota; Metazoa; Chordata; Mammalia; Artiodactyla; Cervidae. The record is from the annotation of a GenBank genome assembly.
AUGGCCUGCAGGGGUCACACUCGACCCAGGGCCUUGGCCUGGGCCCUGCAACUGACCCUGGCAUGGAUGCUGCUGGGGGAUUGUGGAGGGAGCCACCCACUCCCAGCUAGAUCACAGAGACACCAUAGGCUAGCGACCAAUCUGGGCACAGACCGGCUGCACCUGGAAGAGAUGAACCCACCAGAGGCAUCGGACCCUGGGCUCCUCCCAGUGCGCUGCGAGGAGCUGAGCCCCAGGUGCGAAUCCUUCCUGGUACGCCUCCAAGCUGCCCUUCGCAGUCGCUUCCACCUGCUGCUUUUGGGGGUACGCCAGACGCAGCCGCUCUGCUCUGAGCUCUGCGAUGCCUGGUUUGCCACUUGCGAAACUGAUGUCACCUGCAGCCCGACUUGGCUCCCACUCCUAGAAAAGAGGGGCUGCGAGCCUGGCUGCACUACAUAUGGGCAGACUUUUGCAGACGGAGCGGAGCUUUGCCUCUCGCUUCUGGGCGACGCGCUACCAGUGGCGGAUCCCGGCUCUGGUCACUGCCUCAACAUUUCCGUCUCGAUGUUGCCGCGUCCCAGACAUGCACGAAGGGCCUGGGGAACCAUUUUCAGGCGCUCCCGCCGCUCUCGCACCGGGAUCCUGGAAUCCGCGAGCAGCGGGAGUGGCAGUGGAAGUGGCAGCGGCCCCUAG